CCCAAUUYGAUUAAUUACAAAACAAGCAUGUUAGAAGCAAAAUGGAGGGCGCUAAAUCGAUUUUAAAGCUUUUCUUGUUUAUCUACAUGACGGAUUAUGUUAAAUCAGCUCAUAUCUUGGGAUUCCCAAACAUUGGAAAGAGCCACGGGUUUGUUUUUAUGAAAAUUGGUGGUGAACUUGUCAAGAGAGGGCAUCGUUUUUCUCUUGUUAUUCCUUCUGCACUAGAGAACGAUUUGAAGCCCAAAGAAUUUACAAAAGGACUCGAAGUUGUGUCYUUUGAUUCUAACUUUACACAAGAGGUUCUGGAAAGCCUGAUGAUGAAACUGAGCCGAGGUGAGAUGGACAUGGAAGAGAACAUGGAACUUUGGAUGGGCGAGUGCGAGGACUCACUAAAAAGCAACAUUUACACCAAAAAGCUCCAAGAUGCCAACUUUAUAUUGUGUGACAUUGGAUUGAUAUGUUGCCCCCUYAUUGCUGAUCAACUUGGCAUCCAACGUGUGGACAUYUCACCAACUGGUUUUAACGACCCAUUUUUAAGYAUUAUCCAUAACUUCCCAGCAUCCUUAGCYCACAUUCCACAAAUGCCUUACUUACUUAUACCCACCACACAGUCGUUUUUUGGUAGAGUUCAGAACUUUAUACUUUAUGGCUUGGGGUAUAUGAUGUAUUACCUUUACCUGGAUACAGCUUACACAACACUAUGGAAAAAAUAYKCGCCCAACUCAAAAUUUGCAAACUUAGAGGAGUUAUUUCGCUCAACUGGUUUGCUACUUGUUCCAACAGACUUUGCACUAACCAGGCCUCGUACACUUGCAGCGCAUAUGAAGAUUAUAGGUCCAAUACUUCCUGAGCCACCCAAACCAUUGCCAUCCAGUUUCCAGGAAGUUAUAUCAUCUGGACCAUUUCAAGAUGUGGUAAUAGUAUCAUUUGGCACUGUUAUUUCCAACUUUGGAGAAGACUUUGUGGAAACGCUUGCAUCAGCUUUGAGUGAGAUUCCAGCCACUGUGAUAUGGAAGCACAAGGGAAAAAUGCCAGUCAAAGUUGGACAUAAUGUCAAGAUUGUUCCAUGGUUUCCCCAAAAUGAUUUGCUGGGGCAUUCUGCUAUUAAG
Molecule: messenger RNA, 1109 nt
Organism: Exaiptasia diaphana
Lineage: Eukaryota; Metazoa; Cnidaria; Anthozoa; Actiniaria; Aiptasiidae
Product: UDP-glucuronosyltransferase 3A1
Exons: 2
Molecular function (GO): UDP-glycosyltransferase activity
Source: RefSeq, a predicted model, not a curated record